Molecule: messenger RNA, 865 nt
Organism: Pelecanus crispus (Dalmatian pelican)
Lineage: Eukaryota; Metazoa; Chordata; Aves; Pelecaniformes; Pelecanidae
Source: RefSeq, a predicted model, not a curated record
CAAAGAAUAUCCAGUCAUUUCCAAAAGCAUCAUGAGGCAGAGGUUGGUGUCCAGUCACGGCCAGCUUUCAACAAAGCCGGAUGUUAACCCACUUCACGGGAAUCACCAGACCCUUCAACAUUAUCAGUAUGAGAACGGUGCUCACAUGCAAUUUGCAGCUUCAGAUACUCAAGAUCUGCCACUCAACACCUUCACAGCACAGAGAGAUUCAGGGCUCUUCUAUCAUUGCCUAAAAAGAAGAGAAAGUGCUCGGCACCUGGACCUGCCCUGCAAACGCUCCUACCUGGAAGCCUCCUCUUCUGUAGGAGACGAUCACUAUUUCCGUUCCCCGCCUCCGUACGAUCAGCAGAUGUUAAGCCCUUCCUAUUGCAGCGAGGUGACUCCGAGGGAAGCGUGCAUGUACUCUAGUUCUGGGGCUGAAAUCGCUGGUGUCUCGGCGGUUGACGACUUGCCACCUCCACCUCCCCCCUUGAGCUGCAAUAUGUGGACUUCUGUCGCACCUUACACCAGCUACAGUGUUCAGACAAUGGAAACUGUCCCUUACCAGCCUUUCCCUGCUCAUUUUACUGCCACCACCAUGAUGCCGCGGCUCCCGUCCAUCACGGGUCAAGGCUCGCAGCCACCAGGUAACAGCCACUUCAGUGUCUACAACCAGCUGUCCCAGUCUCAGGUUCGGGAGCGCGUUCCUUCUUCAUCUUUCCCCAGGGAAAGGGUGCACCCGUCUGUGUGCGAGAGAAAACCCCCCUCUCCGCACCUAAACGCGGCGAACGAAUUCCUGUACUCACAAAGCUUUUCCUUGUCGAGGGAGUCGUCGCUGCAGUAUCAUUCAGGGAUGGGGACUGUGGAGAACUGGACUGACGGAUGA